Messenger RNA from Panonychus citri (citrus red mite), 4853 nucleotides. RefSeq lists its product as uncharacterized. Gene Ontology annotation, molecular function: transmembrane transporter binding; small GTPase binding. Gene Ontology annotation, cellular component: presynaptic membrane; cytoskeleton of presynaptic active zone. Gene Ontology annotation, biological process: calcium ion-regulated exocytosis of neurotransmitter; regulation of synaptic plasticity; positive regulation of synaptic transmission. The record is from RefSeq and is a predicted model, not a curated record. Lineage: Eukaryota; Metazoa; Arthropoda; Arachnida; Trombidiformes; Tetranychidae.
ACCAAGUGUUGCAAAGUGAAUUACCUGUUGUACAUUUUUAGCUAUUAGAACAAUUUAGUUUCUUUUUUUUGGUAGUUCGAAGGAAUAUUUUUUUCCCUUUUCAAGUUUUUUCUUUUUUAUAUAAAAAAAGUUCUUUUUUCUUCUCUAACUUGAAUUUUAUACCUUUAUUUCUUUAAGAAACAGGGGAAAAAAGUGAAACUAGAAUAUAAGUUGAUCAUUUUAACUCAAUUUUGGUUAAGAGAAAGAGAGAGCGAGAAAGUGAGAGAAAAGACCAAAAUUCUGGAAAAUUAUGGGAAAUCGAAAUGCUACUUCAUCAUCAGGUGUCUCAUCGUACAAUAAUAGUCCAUCAAGGAUACAACGUCCAUCAAGUGCUUCCUCGUUUCGUAGUUCAUCAAGAUAUCGUUCUGAUAGAGGAAGAUCAUCAUCCUCCCUGUCCAAUGAUUCAUAUCCACUUUCCACCUUAAAUAAACUUCACAAUUCUGAUGAUAGUUCACCUUUAAUUAAUAAACUUCGUGAUAAAGUUGCCUCUAGAAUGUUAGGAUUUAAAGCUGGAAAUGGAAACAGUGAAAAUGAACCACCUCAUUUUUCAUCUCAUUCACAGUCAACAAGUAAUCUACUCGGUCCAGGAGGUAAUACAAGUGCCAACAGUGGACGUUCAAGUGUAAGUGGCCAUCGUAAUAAUAGUGUACAAUUAAAUGGUCGGCCAAAUGAUCAGAAUUCCGUUUUUCCAAAAUUAAAAUCCCAAUCAUCACUUACUAAUGAUCAACUUACCGCUCACCUAACGGAAGAGGAAAGGCUUAUAUUACAAAAAGUUUUCCAAAAAGAGGAAGAGUUUCACCGAGAAGCUUCAUCGAAAAGGCAAAUGAAAACUAAUUCAAGUGACAAGAAAGAUGGACUCACAAUUAGUUCACCAACAGCUCAAUCACCUUCAGCAAGUGCUCAACUUAUUGGUAAUUGUCGAACCUGUAGAAAGAAAAUACUGACCACUGAGGUUUGCAAUUAUUGCGAUACUUGUUCUGAGCCGAUUUGUGAAGAUUGUUCAUCUUAUUCUGAUAAAUCAAAGGAAAAGCUUUGGAUGUGUUCAUUUUGUCGUCGAAGAGGAACUCAACCUGCAGUCGCAACUUUAACCGAACUUGGACUAACAAUUCCUUCCUCUCUUGUAACUGGACGUCGACGAUCAACCAUCGUUACCAUGAAAGACUCAUUUCAGAAUCAGAGACGGCCUUCAAACAUUGAGACCACAACUGAUCGUUCAGCGGUUGUUGACUUGAAAAGUGAACUCACUCUUAGAGCUCCAGGUUUAAACCAUCAACAGGGUAUUCCAAUUAAUGCAACAUUAACGGGUCGAUAUGAUGCUACAUCAGGGCGCAACUUUAUGUCCACUUCGGGAGGAUUAACGACCGGACAACAGCCUCAGAGACGUUACUCUUCAAUCGUAGUGUCUAAAACUCGAUAUUCUUCAGCUGAAGGUUUAGAUGAAAGAAGAACCUCUGAUGAGGCUAUUCGAAGUGUCUCCGCAAUGAGCGAUGGUCUAAAGCGUAACGAAAUUGAUCAAUUUCGAUCUCGUGAUGGACUAUUACCCAUUAUUGGUAAUCAACCGUUGACAGGUAACAAUAUGAUGAUCAACCCAAAUCAUUCUGCUCUACCAAACGAGACUAUUCAAUCUUCAGGUCGAGUUUUAGGAAAAUCGUUUUCAGCCUCAGAUAGUUCACUCGAAGAUUACAUUAUGGACUCUACAACAUUGGACAGUUCACAACAAUUUGGAGCCAAUAGUGAUCUUAGUACAUUGAAAAGACGUCGAUCUCAACGGUCACGGUCAGUUCAUCAAAGUGCUCGUAAGCUGGUUAAUCCAGAUGAACUCUGUGAUCCAUCAAAUUUACAUAAUCAACAACAAAAUCCACAUAAUCACCUUCAGUAUACCGGCGGCAGUUUAACUAAUACACCAACCCCACCCUCAGUAAUUUCCUCUCAUUAUAAUCCCAACAGCAACACGAACAACAACAAUAUGUUAGGCUCAACUAAUCCAUUAAUCUGUGCUUCUUAUGGUGCAAUCAAUAGUUCAGAAAGUUCAUCAUCAUGGGAACCUGGUGGUAGGAUUGGAGGAGUAGGAAUAACAAAGCGAAACAAUCAAAAUAAUAAUAAUAACAUUUACAAUUUACCAAUUAUUUAUAAUGAGAAUAAUGCUAACUAUCAUCAUAAUAUGAACAAUUUAAUUAACAGUGGAAGCAGUGGUAAUGGUGGGGGAGGACUAAAUUCAUCAAAUACUAACAGUAAUCUUAAUGGUUUACGUCAUAUUGCCUCUGAUGUUGCUUUGUAUACUCCAUCAACAACUGACCUUAACAGACGUAAAAGUGAUUCACAGUCUUCAGAAUUUUCAGAUAUUCGUAUACCCUCCCCACCUCAGGAAUCAAUGUCACCCUCAUCACCCGAUUUUUCAAGAUCACCAAGAGAAUCAGCAGAUUCAGAUAUGCUUGGAUUACCAACAAUUGGACCUUUACCAACCCAAAGGCGAUCCAUACCUUCAGUAUUGGUGGACAAUGGUGCUGUCGAUAAUCACCAUUUAACCCUCAAGGAUUGUUUCCCCCGCCGGUCAAGCACUGGACGAGCAUUACCAAGAAUACCAUCAGAACAGUCUCGAAGUUUACUCGAAUUACCCCAGGGACGAACCCUUAGUACACAUUCACUUGAUUUACCGAACACUGAUCAGCCUCAGAGACGAGCAUCGGCCCCGGAGGGCGAAAAUAUCACCAUUGUUAUUGAUGACGUUGAUUCGGCAGGACUUCGAAAGUCAAACUCUCAAAUUGAACGAAUCAUUUUACAUCGAGAUGAAACUGACCUUAACCCUCGAACUCAUGGAUUUGGCCUUAUUGUUAUGGGAGGUAAAAUGUCCGAAACCGAUGGUAAACUCUACGCUUAUGUGGCCUACAUUGUGCCCGGUGGAUCAGCUGAUAAGAUGUCAUUAAAAUCGGGUGAUAAAAUAUUGGAAUGGGAUAGAAAAUCAUUGGUCAAUUGUACCUUCGAACAAGUUUGUUCAAUCAUUGAAUCUUCACAGAAUACGGUUGAACUACUCAUCGAACCUUAUUGUCGAACAGAACGACGAGGUGCACUUAUUCAUCAACGUCGACGAUUGAGUCAAGCCUUUUCUCAAAGUGGUAGUGAUAUUUACUCAAGUCCACCGGUUUCACCUUCCUAUCGACGAGUGGACAGUUCUGAUGGAGGUUCUACUGCAAAUGUUAAUCGUUCUGGUCGUAAAUUACCUCGAACUCCUGAAUCUAUUCAGGCAAUUGGCCAAGGAGAGAUUCUUAUCCAAUGCUGGGUUGACCUGGAACGAAAUGAGCUCGUGAUAACCAUUAUAUGUGCCAAAGGAUUAACUACCAAUAAGCGACCUUGUUUUGCUCGAGUUCGAAUAAUUCCUGAAAUGGGUUUCAAGUGCUGUCAAACUGAACUGAGUAAUGGACUCGAAUGGAAUGAAACUGUUAUCAUACAAAAAUUUCCAAUCGAAAAGAUUACAGAGAUGGCCUUGGAAAUUGGUAUUUGGGAGACCAGUGGAACUUCAGAUAAACCUGAACUUCUCGGUGAAACCAUGAUACCCAUGGAAAGUGCAAUAGCUCAUAACACUGACUGGUGGCCUCUUCUUUUACCUCAAUACCUUUACAACCUUGCUAGAAGUUCAUCCUUGGAUACAUUAGCGGUGAAACCAAUCGGUGGUGAUGGUGGUUACAAUUGCCUUUCAGAAUCGAAAUCUGUUCCUUCAAGUCGCCGAAAUUCAGGUCGAUCGGAUAUAGUUGACCCACUUCGAGUGAUUAACAAUUUAAAUCCAUUACUGGUAACAACUUCUUCACAAAGUGUAACCUCACCGACAAGAACCAUGAGCCUAAGAAUGGGAAGAACCUCAAGUGAUGCCUUUGUCCACCAUUCAGGUAUCCAGGGAGGAAAUGGUGGUAUCGGCGGUGGAAGUGGUACUUUAAUUACCAAUAAUUCAGGUACCAGUGGACCAACACCUAGUUUAACCCUUGAACCUCCACCUUUAAGUCCAAGAAGGAAAAGUGCUUCAUCUUUAAUAAUGUCAAACGCUAAUAUGAACCGUUCAUUUAGCCUUAAAUCUAAUCCUGAUAUAUCGUUAACCUCAGAUUCAACGAUUAUCGGGUCAACAUCAAUCAUCUCGAAAGGUUCAAAGCGAGAUGGAGGUUUAACUGGACAUAAUAAUGACCCAUCAUCAGGAUAUAAUAAUAGUGAUUCAGAUUCAGAGGGUGGAACCUCUGAAAGUGAUUCAAUUAAUACCUCAACAUUAUCACAAAUGGAUUGUGAUUUAGAUUCCAGUCGGAUUGUUGGUGAACUUAAACUCGGCAUGAUAAUGACCAAAGGUGUACUCGAAGUUGAAGUUAUCGCCGCUCGUGGCCUUAUCUCAUCUAAUCCAAAGCAUCCUCCAGAUACUUAUGUUAAAGCUUAUAUUAAAGACGGUUCUAGACAUUAUAACAAGAAGAAAACUCGAAUCAUUCAGGCCAAUCGUGAUCCUCAGUAUCGACAAUUGUUGAAAUAUGAUGCUGGUAUUUUCUAUGGUCGGUCACUUUUAAUCAGUGUUUGGCAAAGACACCGAGGAUUUGAACAUAAUACACCUUUAGGUGCGGUCAAUUUACCGGUCAAUACAAUGCCUCUAACAAAGUUGACCAUUGGUUGGUACAAAUUGUAUGCUUUUGAACGGUCAUCGUAAAAUUAUAUCGAUAAAUGAUUAUCUCUCACUCUCUUUCUCUCCAUUUUUCUGUUGACCAAUUGUAUGAUAAAACUUGUUGAAUAUCAAGCUAAAUGUUGCGAUAAUAAAAUAAAUCAAUUUAAAUUUUGUUUUCUACUUUUCG